Pungitius pungitius (ninespine stickleback) is the source of this 2683-nucleotide messenger RNA. It is a transcript of the gene flvcr1, whose product is annotated as FLVCR choline and heme transporter 1. The coding region runs from base 28 to 1647 and encodes 539 amino acids. The transcript is spliced from 11 exons. Gene Ontology annotation, molecular function: heme transmembrane transporter activity; heme binding. NCBI's taxonomy places the organism in Eukaryota, Metazoa, Chordata, Actinopteri, Perciformes, Gasterosteidae. Gene Ontology annotation, biological process: mitochondrial transport; transmembrane transport; erythrocyte differentiation. Gene Ontology annotation, cellular component: mitochondrion; membrane. The record is from RefSeq and is a predicted model, not a curated record.
GGGGGAGGAGGCGUGAACACCGGCAUCAUGGUCCCCGGUUUGCUCGCGCAGGAACAUGUGCGCGCGGACACCGGCGGACUCGACGACGUCGCGGGGGGCCGGAAGACCCCGGAGCCGGGGGGAGCGUCCGAUCCGACGUACGCGGCGGCGCCGACGGGCGGGGCCGGGGAGGCGGAGGCCGAGCGGGAGAAGGAGCUGCCGCCGGAUGAGAGCGAGGCGAUGCUGCCCCGCGCGGGAGGAGCGGAGCCGGAGACCGGGCUGUCCCGGCGCCGCUUCGCCGUGCUGGCGGUGUUCAGCCUGUCGUCGCUGGUCAACGCCUUCCAGUGGAUCCAGUACGGCAUCAUCGCCAACGUGUUCGCGCGCUUCUACGGCGUGACCAACGACAAGGUGGACUGGCUGUCCAUCGUCUACAUGGCGGUCUACGUGCCGCUCAUCUUCCCGGCCACCUGGCUGCUGGACCGCAGGGGGCUGCGGCUCACGGCCCUGCUGGGCGCCGGACUCAACUGCGCAGGCGCGUGGCUGAAGUGCGCGAGCGCCGGGCCCGCGCGGUUCGCGGUGACCGUGGGCGCGCAGGUGAUCUGCUCCGUGGCGCAGGUGUUCAUCCUCGGCCUGCCCUCGCGCAUCGCCUCGGUGUGGUUCGGCCCCCGCGAGGUCUCCACCGCGUGCGCCACGGCCGUGCUGGGCAACCAGUUAGGAACAGCCAUUGGCUUCCUGUUGCCCCCGGUGUUGGUUCCCAACACGCCCGACAACAUCGAACUCACGGGCCACAACAUCAGCGUCAUGUUCUACGGCACCGCCGCCGUCUCCACCGCCCUGUUCAUCCUCACCGUGAUCGUGAUCAAGGACCGCCCUCUGCUCCCCCCCAGCCACGCCCAGGCCGUCCUGCCCAGCUCCCCCGCUGAGGAUUACUCCUACAAGCGCUCCAUCGUCAACCUGAUGAGGAACAAGGCGUUCGUGCUGCUGCUAGUGAGCUACGGCAUCAUGACGGGUUCCUUCUACUCCGUCUCCACCCUCCUCAACCAGAUGAUCAUGGACUGCUACAAGGACCAGGACCAGGAGCUGAACGCGGGGAGGAUCGGCCUGACGCUGGUGGUGGCCGGAAUGGUCGGCUCCAUCCUGUGCGGCGUGUGGCUGGACCACACCAAGAUGUACAAGAUGACGACGCUGAUCGUGUACAUUCUGUCCUUCCUGGGCAUGCUGGUCUUCACCUUCACCUUGAACCUCAACAUCCUGCUGGUCUUCUUCACGGCUGGAGCUCUGGGGUUCUUCAUGACGGGCUACCUGCCUCUGGGCUUUGAGUUCGGGGUGGAGAUCACCUACCCGGAGUCGGAGGGCACGUCCUCGGGCCUCCUCAAUGCCUUCGCUCAGAUCUUUGGGAUCAUUUUCACUCUGAUUCAGGGCAAACUGAUAACAAACCACAACCCGAGGGUUGGAAACCUCUUCCUCUGCGCCUGGAUCUUCCUGGGAAUACUGCUCACGGCUUUCAUUAAGUCAGAACUGAAAAGAAACAACGUCAACAUGGAGGUGAAUGACAACCACUUGAAAGCACUUCCCGCUGAGUGUCCCGAGGACGCCGCCCCAGAGAAGCAGACCAACGGCGUCAAACUGGAGCCCUCGAUCAGCUUCUCAAGGGAAACCUCGCUGUGACGCCGGGACGUCUCCCCGCCGGGACUCCUCAUUGCGGUUUGUUCGCCAAGUCCACUCAAGCACAGACACCCGCCCCCCCCAUAGUGGAUUCAAGGCGGGCCCAAACCCCCCCCCCCCAAACACUUGAAAGGAAUCAAUCAGGCAUCCAGAAGAAGCUGCACAUGGCCGUCUGCAGUUCAGAGGAAGGACUCCAGGGGGCGCGUUGCCUCAUGUGUGGUGUCUCCAUAAGGAACCUCCCACAAACCCUGCAGGCUCCUCUGGACUCUACUUGAAUUGGACCGAGCGCAGAAAGGUGAUCUGAGCCUCCGACUGGACGAGUCCACACAAACUGCUCUUUGUCCGUGUUAAUCCUCAUGAAUGUAUGACAGCGAGUCCUCCGGAAGCCUCUGAGGUUCCUUCAGAAAGGUCAGCGUCACCCAGUGGGCAACAAGGAGAAGGACAAUAGAGCUCAGCAACAGACGCUUCCUCAUUAAACCAGUGCUUGCAUGAAGCUUUAACCCUUUAGUACUAAAAGUUUAGUUUUUUUUUCUCCAUUUGUUUGAAUAAAAGUGAGAAGCUUUAUGCAACAUUAGUCCACUUCAAAAGGUUUAUUUGACAUACACAACAGGCUCAAAGUAAAACAUAACAGACUAACUUUAUUAUGUGUUGGUAUCUGAUAGAUAUUUUGUUUUAGUUUCAGUGACUUUUAUAUUUUGAGCUCCAUGUUGUGGCUUUUCUUUAAUGACGCACAGCAGCAGUUCCCCUUCGUAACGGCACAUUGGUUUCUGUUCCAUUUCAGGAUGAAUCAUCUAAAGAACUGUAUUAAAGGAUGUUGUCAUACGUUGUGUGAGGAUGUGAAUUGUUGACAUAAUGACAUCAGAGGAGAAGCACUUCAUUCGGUCACUACGUACUUGUAACUUUCUAUGAGCCAAGUUAAAUCUUCUGUUUCUUUAUUUAUUUCAUGCCUUAUAGAACCGUUUCAUGUUUGUGUGACGCAUUUUUCUAGUGAAGAUCUUACAUUUCUUGGUCUUUAUUUUAUUAAACUCAUUGAAAUCUG